Molecule: messenger RNA, 2354 nt
Organism: Phlebotomus argentipes
Lineage: Eukaryota; Metazoa; Arthropoda; Insecta; Diptera; Psychodidae
Exons: 2
Coding region: 352-990 (212 amino acids)
Source: RefSeq, a predicted model, not a curated record
UUGUCGGCUCGUUUCUCACACAGCGCGGCGCCACUGGUAGUUAUUGUGAGAAAAAGAGAGAGAGAGUGACAAAUUUUCACACAAAAUAUCCACAAAUUCUCGCUCCAGAGGCAGUUUUGGUGGUCAAAAAGUGCUGAAUAUCACUCAAUCGCUUCCUGCCACUGCUGAGCUAGUUGGGGAAUUGAUCGUGAGUGUCUGGGAGUGGUUUUCUGUGACGAACGCACAUAACCUCUGCAGGAGGACAAGGAGAAUCCUCUGGGGUCCAACAUAUGGUGGAAUUUUGGUGAAAAUUCCACAGUGAGACUUGGAUAUUCAUCUGAUACGUGAUCUGUUGACACUAACGGAGAGAAGAUGCCUGCAAGUGGCCCUGUGUACCAGCCCACGACUGUGUCUUACGAGCCAAGGCCAGGAGGCUUGCUCGCCCAGACGACUUCCGUGUCGCCACUGCGGAUGCUGAAGAAGCCUCUUCCGCAGGCUCUGCUGCUCUUUGUAGCGCUCCUAUUUGUGGCGGCGGGCGUGACAAUGAUUGCGAACGGAGCCGCAGACUUCGAGGACACAGAAGAGCACAAAGAGGAGCUCGGAAUGGACACUGCAGACACCACUGAGGGGGUGGAUAUUGGCGUGGUGGUCGGAGGUGUCUUCAUGACCAUCUUUGGCUUCUUCCUGUUGGGCCUGUACGUGAAGGUGGCGGACUGGCGACGCGGUUGCAUCUGCCCGUGUCACCUGUCGAAGAAGCAGGGUCUCGCCAGGCAGUUCCAGGGCUCUGGCGGUGGCCAGAUCCUCGCCCUCAACCCCUCCACCGAUCCUCUGGUGUCUCACACCCAAUACGCUCCCGUGUCGGAGCUCCCAGCGCGCCUGGACGACGAGGAGCGACGCAAUCUCAUGCCGGACACGAAGGAGUGCGUGAGCAGCGCCGAGGAGUCCGACCGGAUGCUCGACCCUGAUCCACGCAUCGUCCUCCGUCCCACCGGCCACGUGGAAGAAGCAUAACUAAUAGUGAAACUGAAGGCCCUGCUCGGGCGCCUGGGGCGUCGGAGGCGCAGCGAAAAGUUCUAGGUGGCGCCCAGGUGAGCUGCCCUGUGAGAUUGAUCAUGACACGCAAAGACACCACAUUUUAUUUAUUGAUUCCUCAUUUUAUCGUUUGUCUAACAUUUUUAGGGGUGAAUUUCGCGGUGCCACCGCGGAAAAUCACUCUCAGGCUGGGUGGCUUGAUGACUCAUUGUUUACAAUCGUGCGAGGGUAAUUAAUAGGAGCUAAUGAGGCACAUUGUGAGGCAAAUGGGGACAGAUUAGAAUUAAAUGCGAGGCUAUAUUGAGCAUGACGCCACUCUUAUUGUCUACCCUUUCAUGAGUGUAAAGAAUGCAUCGAGACAUCGUGCUGUAUCAUCACUACUAAUGAAAAACUGCGGAAUUUAACCCAAACAAUCCAAUUUUCAUGCAAAUUUUAUCACUUGAGAGACUGUUUGAUGAAUUUGUUCCCCUCUUCACGUGGAACCUCAUUGUUAUCUGAACGUCCUGUGUUCUCUCGACAUCCAAAGACAAGCAAAAAAUACAACUUUAGUGGCAAAUAAUCUCAUAAUAUUUAUUUGAAAGCAAACUUCAGAAGCAAUUAGGUUUCACAUUAUUGCAAUCUCUGGUUUUCUUCUGCCACUGUGUGAAAGGAGAGGAAUGACACCUCCUGAACUAAUACAAAUAGAGAUAUAUUUCUAUAUUUACUCCAAUUGAACUAAUAUUUUUCUAUCCAAAACUUGUGAGGAGAGUAGACGAGACGGCAUAAGAACACAUGAAAUUGAAAAGUAUUAAAAGAAAUAUGGAAAUGGCAUUUAAAUAACACAUAAAAAAGUGAAAAUAAUCUCUAUUGAGUAGAAAAUAAAUCGCAAUUUAGUAUAAUUCCUAAUGAAAAAGAAAGUACUUUAGAAGUAAUUUAAAAGUGAAAUAACACCAGUUGCAAUUGAAACUUAUAGCAUUAAGCAUGAGAGGAGGAGAAAUAUUAAUGGAAUACACACAUUUUAAAUGUAAUCUUUGACGAAGAAGCUUGAAUCUAUAAAAGAAUAACAUUUUUAUAGGUAGACAAGCUAAAUAUCACAUUUUAUGCAGACUAAUACAUUUUGCGCCUAGUUUACUGGUAAAUACUGAUCUUGGUGAAGAAAAUUCCCGUCCAUAAUUUAAUUUUACACUUAUUUAAUUGUUUUUUGUAUUGGUGAAGAAGAUAUGAAAUGUUUUUCGUGGCGGCACAGCCGCCAAUCCCGCAGGAAUUUAUCACAAUUUUGAAUCAUUUUGUGGAUAACUUAUUGUUUUUAAGGUUGUAUCAUUGUACUUACAAAUAUAUUUAGUCAAUAAAAUUCUUUUCAAAAG